This is a messenger RNA of Vicia faba (fava bean), 1089 nucleotides long. NCBI's taxonomy places the organism in Eukaryota, Viridiplantae, Streptophyta, Magnoliopsida, Fabales, Fabaceae. The record is from the annotation of a GenBank genome assembly.
AUGGGGUGUGCAUCUUCUAAAGGCAUCGACGGCACGGCAGUCGCCGUAUACCAACCACCACCGACGAGCUUCGCCGUAUUUGACAUAAACUCCAUCGAAGAACCAUGGCUCAAACACCUCAACGACAACACCAACACCAUGUCUCAAGAAAACAAACCCGCCCUCCCUCAACCAAUCCUCCACAUCCUGGACGCCACCGAGAAAUCUCCUCAAUCAUGGGAAGAUGUCAGCAAAACACUCCAACACCUCAAGCCAAUUGUUCAACAAGAAAAAUCUCCACAAACACCACCACCACCAUCACCACCAUCGUCACAACCACCACCUCCACGUAAGGUUGCUUCCUUCCGAACACUCGAAGAACUAGACGCGAAAGUAAGCCCGAAGGAUAAUAAGAACGAGGCACAAAUCAAAUCAACUGCGAAAACCGAGGUUGAUGGUGAUGGUGAUAGAUUGAGAACAAUAAAACCUACGUUGUCUUCGAAACUGAAGAACAACAUAUUCAUACAGAAAGACAUGUUGGAGAAACAAAAAGAAGAAAGAGAAUCGAAUUUCGAACGGUUAAGGAGGGACCCUUUGAGUAACUACCCGGAGAAAGUUCCACCGAACGGAAACGAUGCUGUAGUGAUAUACACAACGUCGUUAAGAGGAGUUAGAAAAACAUUCGAUAAUUGCAACAAAGCUAGAGAUUUAUUGGAGAAUCACAGGGUGAUAUUUGACGAGCGUGACGUGGCGCUUCAUGGAGAGUUUUUGAAAGAAGUGAAAGAGUUGUUGUUGACGGAAGAGGAGUUAGGGGUUGGGGUGGUUUUGCCAAGGGUGUUUGUGAAAGGGAGGUAUUUGGGGGGGUUGGAUGAGUUAACGGAGUUAAAUGAAACGGGGAGACUUGGAAGGAUAUUGAAUGCGACUCGUGUGGAGAGAGGUGUUGGGAGACAAGGUUGUGGGGGGUGUGGUGGGGCUAGGUUUGUUCCUUGUUUGGAUUGUGGUGGAAGCUGUAAGUUGGUGGUUAGUGGGGUUGAAAUAAGUGAUUCGACACUGCAGAGGUGUCCUAAGUGUAAUGAGAAUGGGUUAGUUCAUUGCCCUGCUUGUCUUUGA